AUGGGCGUCACAAGAGCUCAGCUUGCUUUUCUUGUUUUAGUAGUAUUUGUAACUUUUUUCUCCAGCCAAAAUGUUUCGGGUGCAGAGAUGGAAAAGAAGUUUUCAUAUGACCACUGCACUAUUUUUUGUUCGGCUGACUACGAAUGGCAUGAGUGUUGGGUUGACUGCCUAAACAGGGGCUAUCACAAUGGGGACUGUGCUUCUCCUUCUCCUAAUGUUCCUAAGAAAUGUUGUUGUCAAACUUAG
Molecule: messenger RNA, 246 nt
Organism: Eruca vesicaria subsp. sativa (arugula)
Lineage: Eukaryota; Viridiplantae; Streptophyta; Magnoliopsida; Brassicales; Brassicaceae
Source: the annotation of a GenBank genome assembly